Messenger RNA from Penicillium alfredii, 3129 nucleotides. Its product is annotated as putative cytoskeleton assembly control protein Sla2. The transcript is spliced from 12 exons. Gene Ontology annotation, cellular component: actin cortical patch; clathrin-coated vesicle. NCBI's taxonomy places the organism in Eukaryota, Fungi, Ascomycota, Eurotiomycetes, Eurotiales, Aspergillaceae. The coding region runs from base 1 to 3129 and encodes 1042 amino acids. The record is from RefSeq and is a predicted model, not a curated record. Gene Ontology annotation, molecular function: phosphatidylinositol-3,5-bisphosphate binding; clathrin light chain binding; actin filament binding. Gene Ontology annotation, biological process: endocytosis; actin filament organization; clathrin coat assembly.
AUGAGUCGGACGGAGGCGGACUUGGCCAUCAAUAUUCGCAAGGCCACAAGUAUUGAGGAAACUGCGCCCAAACGGAAACAUGUGCGGAGCUGCAUUGUCUAUACGUGGGACCACAAGUCGUCGGCGGCCUUUUGGGCGGGUAUGAAAGUGCAGCCUGUUCUUGCCGACGAGGUCCAGACGUUCAAGGCUCUCAUCACGAUCCACAAGGUUCUGCAAGAAGGACAUCCGAUUGUCGUACGAGAGGCGCAACAGCAUGCCAAUUGGGUCGACAGCUUGAUGAGAGGAGUCGGAGGCGAUGGUAUUCGAGGAUACGCGCCGCUGAUCCGGGAAUAUGUCUUCUUUCUGGAGUCGAAACUGGCCUUCCACCGCAACCACCCGGAAUUCAAUGGACUGUUCGAGUAUGAGGAGUAUAUCAGCUUGAAGACCAUCAAUGAUCCCAAUGAGGGCUAUGAAACCAUUACCGACCUCAUGGCCUUGCAAGAUCAGAUUGAUGGCUUCCAGAAACUCAUUUUCUCGCAUUUCCAGUCCGGUACCCACAAUGAAUGCCGAAUCUCUGCGCUCGUGCCCCUCGUGCAGGAGAGUUACGGAAUUUAUAAGUUCAUCACCAGCAUGCUGAGAGCUAUGCACACGACUACCGGAGAUGACGAAGCCCUGGAGCCGCUUCGUGGCCGAUAUGAUGCUCAGCAUUAUCGCCUAGUUCGGUUCUACUACGAGUGCUCCAACUUGCGCUACUUGACGAGUCUUAUCACCAUUCCUAAGUUGCCCCAGGACCCACCGAGUCUCCUCGGGGAGGACGACGAGCGCCCGGCUUUGCCGAGACGACCGGCACGAGAGGUCGAAGCUGCACCGUCACCGCCGCCCAAGAUGACCGCUGAACCGGAGCCGAUCAGCGACUUCUGGACCACCGAGGCGCGACGUCAGCAGGAAGAGUAUGAGGCUGAACAGGCUCGUCUGCAACAGCAAUGGGAAGAGCAACAGCGACAGCAGUUGCUUGCCCAGCAGCAGGCGCAGCACGACUUUGAGGAGCAGCAGCGUCUUCAGGCUGAGCAACAGCGGCUCGCCCAAGAACAGCUUCUCCGCGAUCAAUAUCAAACCCAGACGCAGGGCCGACUGGCCGAGCUGGAGCGGGAGAACCUGAACGCUCGGGCGCAGUACGAGCGGGAUCAGCUGAUGUUGCAGGAAUAUGACCGCCGUGUGAAGGAUCUCGAGGAGCAGAUGAACCAGCUCAACUCAAAUGUGCAUCUGCAGAACUCUUCCAAGGAUGAGCAGAUCCGGUCUCUGCAGGAGCAGGUGAACACCUGGCGAUCCAAGUACGAGGCCCUAGCCAAACUCUACUCGCAGCUCCGACAAGAACACCUGGAUCUUCUCCAGACCACAAAGAGCCUGAAGAUCAAGGCGGCAUCAGCGCAGGAGGCGAUUGACCGGCGUGAGAAGCUGGAGCGUGAGCUCAAGACCAAGAACCUGGAGUUGGCUGAUAUGAUCCGAGAGCGAGACCGUGCUCUGCACGAUCGGGACCGCCUGACUGGCACCAACAAGGAUGAGCUGGAGAAGGUUAAGCGGGAGCUUCGAAUGGCGAUUGACCGUGCAGAGAAUGCCGAGCGGCAAAAGGGCUCGGAGAUUUCGUCCAUGCUGUCCAAGUAUAACCGCGAGAUGGCUGACUUGGAAGAAGCAUUGCGCACCAAAUCGCGCGCGCUGGACGAUUAUUCCAGCCGCAACUUGGAGCGACAAGGAGACAAUGAUGUGGCUCUCCGCGAAAAGGAUGAGGAGAUCGAAGUGUACAAGUCUGGAAUGGAGCAGGCUCUGAUGGAAUUGGAAGAGCUGAGAAUGAACCAAGGUGACGCCGAUAAUGCGCUGGAUAACCAGAUUGACACGGUGCUCCACGGCACGGUGGCCAAGAUCAACGACAUUAUCGACUCCGUGUUGCAGGCCGGUGUCCAGCGCGUGGACGAUGCCCUGUACGAACUGGACUCGUCCAUGCAGGCCGGUAACCAGAAUGCAUCCCCGCCGUAUGUGCUGUCUCAGAUUGAGAAGGCUUCGGCUUCGGCCACCGAGUUCUCGACGGCCUUCAACAACUUUAUCGCGGACGGUCCCAACAGCCCGCACGCCGAGAUCAUCCGCACAGUGUCUGUCUUCUCUGGGUCGGUUGCCGAUGUGCUGAGCAACACGAAGGGAUUGACCCGGUUUGCCAACGACGACAAGAGCUCUGACCAGCUGAUCAGCGCGGCCCGCAAGUCCGCACAGGCAACGGUGCGGUUCUUCCGGGGGCUGCAGUCCUUCCGCCUGGAGGGCCUCGAGGCGCUGCAGAAGACCGACGUGGUGAUCAACAACAACCUGGAGGUGCAGCGUGAUCUGCAGUCGCUGUCGAAGAUGGUAGACUCAUUCGCGCCCAAGAGCAGCAAGAUUAGCACCAAGGGGGAUCUGGGUGACCUGGUGGACCAGGAACUGCUGAAGGCGGCCGAUGCGAUCGACGCGGCGGCCCAGCGGUUGGCCAAGCUCCAAAACAAGCCGCGCGAUGGCUACUCGACGUACGAGCUGCGCAUCAACGACUCGAUCCUGGCAGCAGCCAUUGCUGUCACCACCGCGAUCGCCGAGCUAAUCAAGGCGGCGACGGCAUCGCAGCAAGAGAUUGUGCGCGAGGGUCGCGGCAGCUCGUCCAAGACGGCGUUCUACAAGAAGAACAACCGCUGGACCGAGGGUCUGAUCUCAGCGGCAAAGGCGGUGGCUGCGUCAACCAACACGCUGAUCGAGACGGCCGACGGGGUCAUCUCGGGCCGUAACUCGCCCGAGCAGCUCAUCGUCGCGUCCAACGAUGUGGCCGCCAGCACUGCGCAGCUGGUGGCAGCCAGUCGCGUCAAGGCCACGUUUAUGAGCAAGACCCAGGACCGACUGGAGACGGCCAGUAAGGCUGUUGGUGCCGCGUGCCGGACCCUGGUGCGCCAGGUGCAGGAUAUCAUUGCGGAGAAGCACCGCGACGACACCGAGGCCGAGGAUUACACCAAGCUGAGCUCGCACGAGUUCAAGGUGCGCGAGAUGGAGCAGCAGGUCGAGAUCCUGCAGCUCGAGAACAACCUCUCCCGCGCUCGUUCACGUCUGGGCGAAAUGCGCAAGAUCUCGUACCAGGAAGACUAG